Molecule: messenger RNA, 1180 nt
Organism: Strigops habroptila (Kakapo)
Lineage: Eukaryota; Metazoa; Chordata; Aves; Psittaciformes; Psittacidae
Gene: MRPS2
Product: mitochondrial ribosomal protein S2
Exons: 4
Coding region: 102-875 (257 amino acids)
Biological process (GO): translation
Cellular component (GO): mitochondrial small ribosomal subunit; ribosome
Molecular function (GO): structural constituent of ribosome
Source: RefSeq, a predicted model, not a curated record
CGCCCCGGGGGUCGCCCCGCCCCGGCCCGGGAAGCGGAAGGCGCCGCUUGACCUUCAUCACCCUCCUCCUCCUCCCGCUGCCGGCGCUGCGGGCUCGGAGCAUGGCGGCGCCGCGGCUCCUGCGGGCAGCAGCCCCGCGGCUCUACAGCAGCGUUGCGGUCCCGGCCCCAGCCCCGGUCCCGGUCCCAGCCCAGCCCCGCGCCGUGGAUGAGAAGCUGCUGUCCGAGCCCCUCGCACACCCCGACUUCUUCAACGUGAAGGAGCUUUUCACCCUGAAAGAUCUCUUCGAUGCUCGGGUGCACCUGGGGCACAAAAAGGGAUGUCGGCAUCGGUUCAUGGAGCCCUACAUCUUCGGCUGCCGCCUGGAUCAGGACAUCAUCGACCUGGAUCAGACGAUGCAGCACCUGCAGCUCGCCCUCAACUUCACCGCUCACAUCGCCUACCGCAAGGGCAUCAUCCUCUUCGUCAGCCGCAAGCGCCAGUUCUGCCACUUGGUGGAGAGCACGGCGCGGGGCUGCGGGGAGUACGCGCACACGCGGUACUGGCAGGGCGGGCUGCUCACCAACGCGCACAUCCAGUUCGGCGCCGGCGUGCGCCUGCCCGACCUCAUCGUCUUCCUCAGCAGCCUCAACAACGUCUUCGAGCCCCAUGUGGCCAUCCGGGACGCGGCCAAGAUGAACAUCCCCACGGUUGGGGUGGUGGACACGAACUGCAACCCCUGUUUGAUCACGUACCCCAUCCCGGGCAACGACGACAGCCCCAGCGCCAUGGAGCUGUACUGCAAGCUCUUCAGGAUGACCAUCAUCCGCGCCAAGGACAAGAGGAGGCAGAGCGAGGCCGUGCAUGAGCUGCGGAGCAAAGCAGAGGGCAAUUAGAGCCCAUGGGGUGGUGCCCAGCGGAACGGUGAUGGGCGUCCUGCACCCAGAGCACCGGCUCCUGGUGGAGCUGGGCUGGUUGUGGGAGGGACCCCCCCAGUUCUGGUGCUGCAGAGGCCCCGCGGCGGUCCCAGCUCAAACAAAAAUGGUCCAGAGCAAUGUAAGAGGAUGGGAGGGGGACCAGAGCCAGCUCCUGUCCUUGUGUGUGUCCCCAUUGCACGGAGGCACCUCCAUGCUGUGGCCUCCCUGUCCCUGAGCUUGGAUUUCACGCUUUGUCCUGACAAAUAAAGUGCUCCACGAUCCUU